AUGGAAAGGACUUACGUCCUGCCGGGCGAUAGUAUUGACCCCACAUUGAUACCCUCUCACCCCACGCGUCCUCUCAAACUCGGCCUCGGCCUCAAACACAUCCCCCCAAGUGACAUAAUCCCAACCAUCGCAGGAGAACUGGUUACAGACCGAAGGAAGAACUCAAUGCACAUUGAGUACAACGGUGGACGAUAUGUUCCCAUCAUCGGAGAUCUCGUAAUUGGCACCGUCCAGAAGACGGCAGCUGAUUACUACUACGUCGGUCUCUCUGAUUACACGUCAAAUGCCAUUCUACCCCAACUGGCAUUCGAGGGUGCCAGCAAGAAGACGCGGCCGAACCUCGCAGCCGGAGCUCUGGUCUACGCCCGUGUUUCCCUGGCAAACCGACACAUGGACCCGGAGCUAGAAUGUGUCUCUACCGCAACGGGAAAAGCCGAUGGAUUGGGCCCCCUAGUUGGCGGCAUGAUCUACACCAUCUCUCUGGGCAUGGCCAGACGACUGCGGAUGGCCAAGUUGGUGGAAAAAGGGAAGGUGGCUGUCAUUGAGGACCUCAGCUCGGCUGGUCUUGCGUUUGAGAUGGCCGUAGGGUGCAAUGGGAAGUUGUGGGUUAACAGCGAGAACAUAAAGACGAUUCUAGCGGUUGGACGGGCGGUUAAGGAGACGGAUGAGAAGAAUCUGGGGGUGGAGGCGCAGAGGAAGUUGGCGCGGAAGUUGAUUAAGGAGAUGGCUUGA
Pseudomassariella vexata is the source of this 732-nucleotide messenger RNA. RefSeq lists its product as uncharacterized. Gene Ontology annotation, molecular function: RNA binding. The record is from RefSeq and is a predicted model, not a curated record. Gene Ontology annotation, cellular component: cytoplasmic exosome (RNase complex); nuclear exosome (RNase complex). The coding region runs from base 1 to 732 and encodes 243 amino acids. Gene Ontology annotation, biological process: nuclear polyadenylation-dependent rRNA catabolic process; exonucleolytic trimming to generate mature 3'-end of 5.8S rRNA from tricistronic rRNA transcript (SSU-rRNA, 5.8S rRNA, LSU-rRNA); TRAMP-dependent tRNA surveillance pathway. NCBI's taxonomy places the organism in Eukaryota, Fungi, Ascomycota, Sordariomycetes, Amphisphaeriales, Pseudomassariaceae. The transcript is spliced from 2 exons.